AUGAUGAACGCUGCUGGAGCGGUGGCCCGCAGGAUGCCGUCGGCGGCCCGGCGGAGCGGGUGCUGGAUCGCGUGGUGCCAGGCGAUGCUGCUCGGCGCCUCGGCUCUGGUCAUCGUGGCCGAACGGAGCGCUCUGAUCUACUGUAUAGGGUUUUACCUUUGGAAUGAGGAGACGCAGUGGGCGGGCCUCACGCUCGGCCUCUUUCUACCGGGGACGGCAGUUCAGCUGUUAAGUGUGAAAUGGUACUACGACGACGGCGACGACAGGCGAUGCUACCUCUCUGUCAUACACAUACUACACCUGGGCAUCUUCAAAAGGUUGUGGGAUUGCAUGAGGUGUGUGUUGCGUAUGCAGGGCUCGGUGGCAGAGCUCGGAGCUGCCGUCAUGCAGCAGGCGGACGUUGCUGCCCUUUGGCUCCUGGAGGCGCUCAUCCUCACUCUGCCUCAGAGUCUGCUGCAGGCGUACGUCGUGGUGUCUACCGAUGUGGGCAUCAUGUCACCAGUGGCCUACUGCUGUGGUUUAUGUGUGCUGUCUAUUUCCUGGGCCCUGGUGCUGUACAGCCGGGCCUGCUGUCUGAUACGUCCGGGCCACCUGGCCAUGCCGCCGGCCGCCCUGCUGUGCCAGCUGGUGUGGAGGGCGGGGAUGCUGGGCGCCAGGGUGACCUGCCUCAUGUUCUUUGCCAGGGUCUUUAACUGGUGGGUCUGUGGAGUGGCAGGUUUUCACUGGCUCACGGCCUCCUUCUGGCUGGUAUCACAGCAACCUGACAUCUGCACUGGUCCCUGGUGUUGGCGUGCCUUUAACGGCAUCAUGGGGCUUGUCCAUGUCUUCCUCUUCCUGAAUGUCAAAGAUGGACCCUCGCGCUUCCGCAUGGCCAGUUUUUAUGCAUUCAUGCUUGUGGAGAACGCCACUCUGCUGCUGGCCGCCUCCGACUUCCUGAGCGAAGCAUCAUGGGACAGUAUGACCCUUCCCGCCACUGUGCUGUGUAGCUUUCUCCUCGGUGCUACCUCUCUUGUCCUGUACUACCGCUUCCUCCAUCCCAAGUCCACAGAGAUCUGCCAGGGAACACACCACAACCACAUGGGCAGCACUUGCAUAGAACAAGGAGAAUCCUCCUUCUCUCUCGGGGACAAAAGUCUGCCAGCUCCUUCCUUUCCAAACCACGGCAGCUUCUCCCUCUCAGGCGUGGCCGGCUCUCUGCUGGAGCACCCAGGAAACUGUGGCGGCCGACCGAACAGCUCCUGUCCCUGCUACCACCACCACUGGCUCCUGAUCCGUCUGGCCCUCAAAACAGGAGACCUGAGUAAAAUCAACAGGGCGUAUGGGGCCGGGGGCGCAGCGGCCAUACUGGACAUGGAGGAGUACAACCAAGAGUAUAAAAGCAACGAAGGAAUGACGAUCACGGCUGGAGGCAGCUGUGAGGGCAUCUCUACCUCCGAGUCCCAGGGGAAGGGCCUGGCACCCCUCUCAGACUGCAAAGACGAGUUCCAGAGUGUGAGCGAACCCACGUCGACUGAGCACCCCGAAGAAGACAGCAGUCUGGAGAUGGAGAGCCCGAUGGAGUCGCCCACGUCGGACUUUAAACGCAGCUCGCCGGAGGGUAAAUCUGUGUUCGGAGACAGUCCGGAGCCAUAUUUCUGCCCCACAGAAUCAAGUUCGACCUUAUACUUCAGCGCCGAUCCCCAGUCUCCCAGCAGCGCAAGUAACCCCCGUUUGGACCGGGACAUUGGGGGUCUGGAACAGGGGGUUCGCCUCAACUCCAUCCCCAGCGACCCGGCCCUCCACAGAGACGUCCGCGGACUCAUAGGACGAGUCGGCCCACGCUGCACUUCCACUCCCAAACUGGACUCUGGAGUGUCGGACUCUCCCGCCAGCGUCCCUCAUCUGACGGGUCCGAGGAGGCAGCUCAUAAUGUCCCGAAGGGACGACGACGACAGCUUCUAGCUUUCUCGUGACAGAAUCAGGGAACAACUAACAGCUUAUCCAACGUUAAAGGGGUUCACCAGCUUUCUGAGAGGCUGCUUCUUCAUCUGCUCAGUGCUGUAGGAUGAGGAAAGCCGGCAGUCACUUCACCUCUUUACGUCUGUAUAUUCAGCACACUGUGGGCCACGGUGUGUGCAGCAGUUUUGUAAUAUCCUAAGGUAACCUGUGCUCUUCUCAAACCAUAAUCUAUUUGAUUAAAAGCACUGCUUUGCCCAAAUGCUGGAUACACAGAGGCGAAGUGUUGCCACUGGACAUGAAGACGAUAAUAACGGAGCCGAUGGGUCACAGGGCUGGUACAUGGAGCUCAGACACGCCUUCUUCCACACGUUCAAUUAACAUUUUUUCCACUCGUAGGCCUCGAGAUUUAUGUAGUGCAACAAAAUGAACACUAGUUCUGCCAGAUUGUAAUUACACAUAACGAUCAUUAGGAACAUGCAGCUGCUUCGUGAUCUCAGACAGCUGACAGUCUUUCUGACACAUACUCAAACUGCUGUUAUUCCACGUUGCUACUCGCCAGCAGCUACGACAAUAGAGGAACUAUCAGUAGAUCGAACAGGGGCUGGAGUGUCUGACCUCUGAAUCGUAACCAUCUCAGAGUAAGCCGGAGCUUUUUGGCUUAUUAAAAGCACAAAUAUCUUCUGUACCAUAUAUCUAUUGCUGUGAUGCUGUGAUUUUUUUUUGUUAUUCCCAUUAAAACAAAAAACAAAAUAAAUAGCAAACCCCUGAUCCCCCUUGGAGGAUACUAAACUGUAUUUUUGUAUCAUGUUAACUGCUGGCGCUGCUUCGAGCAGGGUUAGCGCGUCAACCUGGGAAAAAACUGUGUGACAUUUGAUGUGUUAACUUAAUUUACAUGUUGACCAUGUAAUUGCUGAAAUGUUUUACAUAAUGUUGAGGGAGGGAAAAAAAAACAAAGUCUCAGGCACUGACUUCUGUUGUGCAACACAUUGCUUAUGAGAUAUUUGUGGUGACUUUUUUUAAUGUGUUCUUGGUUGCUAUUGCUGGGGAAGGGGAGGGUCGUUACUGUUCUGUAACUGGGUUGAAAUCCAUUAACAAAGUAGUGAAUUGAUGCUGGGUUUUUUUUCUCUUGCACCCAGGUGACUGCCUGUAUGACAUUUUGAACUGUGAAGUUCAUGGCCACUGGUGGCUUUCAAUAAGCAAUAAACAGCCUACGUGUUGGGAUGAGUGGAGUAAA
Molecule: messenger RNA, 3172 nt
Organism: Stegastes partitus (bicolor damselfish)
Lineage: Eukaryota; Metazoa; Chordata; Actinopteri; Pomacentridae
Gene: xkr5a
Product: XK related 5a
Exons: 7
Coding region: 1-1941 (646 amino acids)
Cellular component (GO): membrane
Source: RefSeq, a predicted model, not a curated record